AUGAAGAAUGAGGCUUGCUCCAUGGCCUUUUUCAGGGCAAUUGUUGCAGAAUUCUUGGCCACCCUGCUCUUUGUCUUCUUGGGGGUGGGCUCUGCCUUAAACUGGCCCUCGGCCGUCCCAAGCAUUCUGCAGAUUGCCCUGGCCUUUGGCUUGGCCAUCGCCACACUGGUGCAGUCAGUGGGCCACGUCAGCGGGGGGCACAUCAACCCCGCUGUGACCAUGGGCUUCCUUGUGGCACAAAAGAUUUCGGUGCUCCGGGCCGUGGCCUAUAUUGUGGCACAGCUGGUAGGAGCGAUAGCUGGAGCAGGGGUGAUACACCAUCUGACGCCCCCCGAGAUCCGAGGAAGCCUGGCCGUCAAUGCGCUGCAAAACAACACACCAGCCGGGCAGGCUGUGGCUGUGGAGCUGAUCCUGACCUUCCUUCUGGUCCUGUGUGUCUUUGCCUCGACUGACAUCCGCAGAACUGAUAAUGUGGGCUCCCCAGCAUUAUCUAUCGGGCUGUCAGUCACAAGCGGCCAUCUCCUUGGGAUCUAUUUCACUAAUUGCUCCAUGAACCCUGCACGGUCCUUUGGCCCUGCCGUCAUCAUGGGAAACUUCCAGGAUCACUGGAUCUUCUGGGUGGGCCCUUUGGCAGGUAGCAUCGUCGCCUCCCUGAUCUACAACUUCAUCCUCGCGCCCGAUACAAGGAGCAUCCCUGAGAGGAUGGACGUUCUGAAAGGGACAGACCAGCCUGAAGAUGAUUGGGUGGAGAAUGACCAGAAGUUCUCAGCGGAACUGGUGGAGAAGUUCUAACACAGCGGGGGUGGGGGGAGGGUCCCAGCCCUCCAGGCUGAUCCAGGAGGACACAACCAAACAAAAUCAUAUUCACACCAUCCCUUGGGGGCAGACUGAUGAUCUGCUCCCAACCUCCAUCCCACCCCUUCAUGUCCCCCAGUAUCUCAUUAAGGUUUUGUGUUGGUAUCAAAACAUGCUAUCAAGUAAGCUGAUGGGUAAUCCAAGGAAAGAAGAGGGGUAUCCUAUGAUGUUUGUUGGCUGCAUAAGGGCAGAGAAGGCACCGAUUGUUACUAAAGUAUCUCAGAUGUAGAUAACAAGCUGGCAAUAGAGGUACCCAUGGACUCACGGGUAGCUCUCUAUUUGAUGCAUGCCUGUCCUGAUUCAUGGGGCAGAGGGAGACCCUAAGAAACCCUAAGAAAAGGCCUUCCCUUGCUUGCUUGGGUCCCUCCCUCCCACUGCUGUCUCUGUUCCCCCCCUGCUUCCUUGUGCUCAGAGCAGCCUUCCCUUCUCAGCGUGGGAAGGCUCUUUCUCCACUUCCAUGUCCUUCCUCAAGACCCACUUAUUUAACAUCGUGUUUGCUUCCCCAGCCCAAGCCUCACCUUGAUCGCACCUCCAGUAUCACCUGAUUCACCCAGCCCUGCUACUCAUUUGUUCGUCACACUCCGUUCCUUCACGGCUCUGUUGUUAAAGCUGCAAUUGUAAGCUUUUGGGGGGGCAGAGAUCCUGUCAGUUCUCUGUUCUGUCCAGUGCUUUUAGCAUACUGCUGGUGCUAAAUAAAUGUUUAACACUAAUACUAAUAAUUAAUUAAUCCCUAACCCUCCCACCCACCCCAAACCCUCAGCAUAAGACCUGCAAACAGACAGGUACAUAGGGGCGUAUCUAGGGUAGGGCAGGAAGGGCACUUGCCCCGGGCACCACUUGAAGGGGGGCGCCAUUUCAAAAAAUAAAAAAAAAUUUAAAAAUGGCUGCAGAAAACACAAUGGCCAGGCCUCGCAGAGGCCAUUUGAGCAUGCAUGGUGGCCAUUUUGUUUUUAGCGGUCAUUUUAAAAAAAUUUGAAAAAUGGCCACGACACAUGCUAAAAUGGUCCCUGCGAGGCCCUAGAAGCCAGCAGGGGGAUGGGAAACCUUUACGGCCCCCCACAACCUUUAGAAAGCCCCCCAAAGGGACUACAGGUAUUAUUUUCAAUUCAAUAUAAUAUAAAUCACUGUACACCUAUUCAGUUUGGCACUAUGUACAGAGAAUCAGGGCUUGUGAAUAACGAGCUGAAGCUUAUGAGCUAGGAUUGUAUUCAUUUGCUCUUACUUUGUUUCUUGUGAUGAGUGAGUUAAAUGUGAUGUCUUAAUAAUAUGGCUAUUAAUGGUGAGUUUGUCUUUGAAUCAGUGUGAAACCCUUAAUAUUAAGGCCCACUGGGAGUUUCUGGCUCUCUUUCUCUCAUUUUAACUGUCUUUCUGAAAGACUAGAAUAUAUUCCAAGCAGUGACACAGUUUACUCUGCAUAUCCUUUAAUUAUUUCCAGAGUAUCUGGGGAGAGUCAAAAUCUCCAUUUAUUUUUAAAACUUAUGUAAUUGUGAUGCUACAAUGCAUAGUAGAGAAUUAGACAGGCACUUCUGUUUAGUUUUCCAAGUACACCUCCACAUAGUAUUUGGGUAUUUCAUGAGCCCCCACAUACUGAAAUUCGUAGUUUUCCAGCAUUUUUUUGUCUGGCUACUUCCACUGCUAAAUAAUUUUUGAAAGAUUAAAAGAUUAACGAGCUUGA
Hemicordylus capensis (graceful crag lizard) is the source of this 2530-nucleotide messenger RNA. Its product is annotated as aquaporin-2-like. Lineage: Eukaryota; Metazoa; Chordata; Lepidosauria; Squamata; Cordylidae. The record is from RefSeq and is a predicted model, not a curated record. Gene Ontology annotation, molecular function: water channel activity. The coding region runs from base 1 to 792 and encodes 263 amino acids. The transcript has 4 exons. Gene Ontology annotation, biological process: transmembrane transport. Gene Ontology annotation, cellular component: apical plasma membrane; plasma membrane.